AUGAGUUCAGAUAGAGCUGUUGCUGCAUUCGAUGGUCAAGCAAGUGAACGUGCCUGUAGGCGUAAACGAACUGUCAAGACAGAUUCGGAUUUCGACUUCACCGGUCCCAUGAAAAAGGCGCUCCGAUCUAGAGGUGUAGCUAACAAAGCAAAAUCUUCAAAUGGCUCAUCCAGCUCUAAGUUCAGAUCGAGGCGGUCCAUUUUUAAAACAAGUCCCACUAAACUUGCUCCUCCACGAGCCUUUGUUCGCCUCGAAUCACGUAUUUUACACAAGGGUAAAUGGCUUCAAAUUGGCGAUAUAGUUUCGGUUAUGGAUGUCGACGGUGGAGAGUAUUACGCUCAAGUGCGGAGUAUCAUAGUUGAUAGCUUCGAAGAUGCCUCAGUUGUGCUAACCUGGCUUGUACCAACCUCUGAGGCAACAAGGGGAGAAUUUGAUCCAACGAAAUAUGUAAUAGGAAUGGAAGAAGAACUUCCUCGCAGCAUAAACUGUGUGAGUUUCCUAUGCCACUGUCCCUCGGAUUAUUUCAGACCAACAGACUCCCCUUACACAUUACAAUCGUGGAACCCUCAUAUUCCCUCUUCCACAAAGUGA
Molecule: messenger RNA, 591 nt
Organism: Echinococcus granulosus
Lineage: Eukaryota; Metazoa; Platyhelminthes; Cestoda; Cyclophyllidea; Taeniidae
Product: GATA zinc finger domain-containing protein
Exons: 5
Coding region: 1-591 (196 amino acids)
Biological process (GO): chromatin organization
Cellular component (GO): nucleus
Source: RefSeq, a predicted model, not a curated record